UGACAAAUCCGGAGAUAUCGGUUCAAACGUACAAUGUGGUUUUAUCAAUUUACACGACAUUGUUAUGAUCUGUGAACCGAAACAAAGGGCUAUGUUUUCCCUAAGCCCUCUAUCGCAGCGCACGCAAACAACUAGCGAGGUUCGCCAGGGAUUUUCAAAAUAAAAUUUCUCGCGAGAUCUCAUCUUUACUAUUCAACAUGGCGCCGAAGCGUAAACUUUCCAUGCCAACAGCUCCAAUUAGAAUCGACAAACGCCGUAAAAGACCUUCGACUGUUCGUAAAAUGACGAGGGCACAAGUUCAGGAAGUUCGUGGUAAGCUGGAAGAAAUUGAAAGAACUGAACUUGUUGCAAACGUCAACGAGGCAGUGGAAAGUGAAUUGCACAUGGAGAUUGGCCACCGAAAAUUGUUCCUGCAAAGCCUUCACAGCAACGGAUUCUUUGCUGUGCUCGUUGGAAAUUUGUUUACCCUGUUCAUGGAAUUGUAUGGAAGCUCAUUUUCUAACAGGCCUAUAGACAGCUACGUGGCGUUUCAGUUGGUGUGGCUGAAUACGGUAUCGUACGCGUUUAGCGAUAUCGAUGUCAUCAAGUUAGGGCCCGGUGCCGGCAGUACUAGUACUAGUACCAGUGACACGGACGCGAUGCAUAAAUCUCUCAUGCGCGAACAGUGGCAAAGGGCCGUGGCGUCGUUUCCAGUGGCUGAUAGCACCAGUGACGACAGUACUAACGACGUUAGACAAGUUGGACACGCUAUCGCUUCAGCAGUCUUCCGCAAGGCCAGCGAAUGGUUGAUAAAAAUCAAGUCGUCUACAGAGGAAUCGCUCGCUACAGUCGAGUCUCUCCAUGAGGAGUCAGAGUACGCGCUUCUCGCUAUAGCUGGUGGCUGUGUGAACCUAGUAAAGCGCGUAGUGACAAGAAGACAGCUUUCUAAGUCAGCAAGGCAGAGAAGGGAAGGCAAUGCAUUGCUGAUACUGAUAACAACCUGUGUCCGUACAACAGAGCAGAAACGAAGAGUUCCCAUGCCAACACCACUAAGAAUACGUGACAGGGGUGGCUUGCUCGUUCCGCAGCGCGUAUUUUUACUGUGGCUGAGAAACCUGGACCGCGCAAUUAGAACAAUCGCGUCGGAAAGCGGAAUCGCACUCUACGGGAAGAAUAUUAUAAAGAUCACCUCUCAACAAGUGAAUGCCAUGGAUCACCUUCGUGACAUAUUUGGAGAGGCUGCGCGUUAUGCAUGCACCAUGGCCAAGUGCAACGCAACUAACUCAACCAUUAGCACUCUUCACCGCAUGUGGCAAACAAAGAUAGUCAACGCCCGAGUGAACGAGUGCAUGAUUUCUCAUCAGUUGGGUGUAGCGGAACAGCAGGGAAACCCGAUGAUGAAAGGAGGCUUGACCUUGCGCGAUGAACUUUACUGCUUGGCUAAAAAGCAACUGUAAACUUUCUGCAUGGCAUUUACAAUAGGAUCUACUAAUAGAACCCGAAAUUACAGUUUAUGAUGCAUGAUAUCGGUCAACGUGUUUAUUCAACCAUCAUAGUGAUGGAAUAACGGUACGUCUCGGUAUCCCUCUAUACUAGGGUGUUUUGUCUCAUCUUGUAUAAUAAUACUUUUUCUAGAUGUCUGGUAGCUUAUAGAUGUGAGUUUACCACCUGUGUAAGCUUUAAGCCUUGAGAAAAGACUUUCCACUGCGCUGCCGUUGAUGCGUAGCGGGGAAAUGAAAUGUUUAUCGCCAUGCCUACUCAAGAAAUCAGCACAGACACCCUGGAAUCCAGACACUGUAAUUCUGAGCAAAUCCCACGUCUGCCAUGCCAGAAAUCGUCUCUCUCUUGGGGAGUUAGGUUGGAAGUCGCUCAUGUCUGAAGGUAGCAAUUAAGAAUUAGGUUAAUUAUACGUAAAGAGAUUACAGUUCCAGUAUACAUCAUUACCUUCAUACAGAGGUGAUAUGCACACCUGUAAAGCUUUUUCAUUAACAGAAUUUAAUACGUUACACUUGCUUUGUAUGGAACAUUAGUUGCAUGCAUUACCUUCCAAUUCUUUAGCCCAGUUUUCGAAGUAGCGAUAUCCCUCCAAGAUGUUGUGCAGAACGUGUUGAUUUUGAGCAGUCACUCUGUGAUGUGACAAUAAACCGCGCUCAAACAUUAGGUUGCAUGCUGCCAAAUAGCCAUGCGUAGCCAUCACGGAUUUGCUCUCGCGAGGUAUGGCCGUCGGCUCGUCUGGUUGCGCAUAGCUCUCCAACUCCAUAAGCACAUGUUCUUGCUGUAAAUCAAUUUUUGCAGAUCAGGAUAUAAGUCAUUAGAUUGAUGUUAAUAGAAGUUAUUGAAUGUCAUUGAAGUUAUAGUUAAAAUGUAUUCGCACUGCACCGCAUGAAUGCGAACGACGUGUAAGAGAUGUGCUGGGAUACACAAAGUGCUUGCAUAGUAAUGUUUACUGUUACAAUAUAAUAUUUAACACUAUACGGCCAAACUAAAAAAAAGGUGAUUCCGGUCGACCGACCGUCCCUCGAUUAUUAAGGCCGACCCUAAAAUUUUUCCAUCAAAAAAAUAAAAAAUUUAUAGAAUUUUUUUGUAAUUUGAAAUCUGACAGACAAAACAUAAGAUUUUUUACUACAAACACGUUCUGGACUUGCUUACUAACUUACCCCUACCUAUAAACGACUUUAUAGCAUGCAUUAGAGGGAUAUUAAGAACC
Messenger RNA from Priapulus caudatus, 2686 nucleotides. RefSeq lists its product as uncharacterized. The record is from RefSeq and is a predicted model, not a curated record. The transcript is spliced from 4 exons. Lineage: Eukaryota; Metazoa; Priapulida; Priapulimorpha; Priapulimorphida; Priapulidae. Bases 198 to 1436 code for a protein of 412 amino acids.